AGAGAAGUGGACUGAUUUUGUUGUUUGCUGUUUGUUGUUGAGGGGAGGAGACCAAGGAGACACCCACGUAAAUCAUGGAUGGGGCAAUUUAAUCGGUUUUGUCAAGAAUGGCUGAGAGGGGAAGGGUAACUGCGUGGGGGCUUGCUCAGAGGGACCAGAGGGACUCGAGGGACUGUCGGGGGUGGAAGCGGCGAGUGAGUGCAGCAAAACGCUCCCUGGGGCCACAGUGCUCGACUCGAGACUUUAGGAUGGAGGAGCCUUUCAGAAUCCAAAUAGGAGAACCGAACAUGGAUGGUGACGAAAGAAACCUAUAUAAGGUGGUUACGGCGACCUUAGCGAUGGUGAAGGAAAGGGUGAAGGCAGAGCUGCAAGCCCAGUAUAGCGGAGACAAGCAAGGCCAUGCUGAGUGUCCUGUAGAGACCAGUCCCCCGGAGUCUACUACAGGAUGUGUUUUGGUUUUGCCAAAGGGCGUGGACGCAGGGGUGGCGGGCAGCUGGAUAAGCGGGACACUGGCAUUUCUUCUGAAGGAGGUGGGAAAAGAAACCCUUCUCGACGCCCUUCACAACAGGAGUGAUCAGCGCGUCGUGGAGGCCAGCGCGCUGUUGGACCACACUUGGCAGCGGCUCAAUACAGGUCACUGGAAGAGCGUGCCCCAAACUUGGCGGCUGGUGUUCACGUGGGGCACCAUCACCCUGGUGGCACUGCUGCUGCAUCGGCUUCAGGCUGCCCUACAUGCCGGCGAUACCUCUCCCUCUGUGGCGGCCGUGGCCAGUGUGGUGCGGGCGUGUGACCGAGGUCUUCUGAUGGGCGCCGCUGUUGGGCGCAGUCCUCUCCAUUUUGCCGCAGCCACUCUUAACCCUUUCGCCCGGACGGGACCGUCAAGUGCCCCCGUUGAGGCCGAGGAGGCACCCAUCACACAAGAGGAUGCGGCUAGUGUCACCCGGCCGUUGGCCUCAGCCUCGUGCCCCGCGCUGGACCGCUUCUUGUUGAAACAUAUGGAGGGUGCGCUGCCAGUGAAGCUAUUAGGUGUGGCCCAGCAGUGGCCUGCCCUCCAGCGAUGGGGACUGCCGUAUUUCCGACGGGUGGCUGGUGCGCGGAUCGUGCCCGUGGAGGUUGGGGCACGCUACACAGACAGCGAUUGGUACCAGCGGCUCAUGACGCUGGACGAAUAUUUUACUGCAUACGUGACGGAACGCAGCGAGGAGGAGCGUCUCACCGGCUACCUGGCACAACACCACCUGCUCGACCAGAUCCCUGAGCUCAUGGAAGACAUUUUGGUGCCUGACUACUGCCACUUAGGAGACCACCCGCCCCGCAUCAACGCCUGGGUGGGGCCUCGUGGCACAGUCAGUCCGCUCCACCACGACCCAGACCACAACAUCCUUGUUCAGGUGGUGGGCUACAAGUACGUUCGGCUAUACACGGAGGACCAAAGCCACCUGUUAUAUGCGCAUCCAGAUCCUUUGCUCAGCAACACCUCCCAGGCUGACGUGGAAGGUCCAGUGGAGGCGUGGCCUCUGCUGCAGCAGGCUCGGUACCAGGAUCUCGUUCUGGGGCCCGGCGAGGCACUAUACAUCCCUCCGCGCUGUUGGCACUACGUCCGCUCCCUUUCCACCUCUUUUUCAGUUUCUUUCUGGUGGGCGUAACUUCUUCCAUUAUUUUCCUUCUUCAAAAUCUCUGCUCCCACACCCUGUGCGGAGUACAUAUUAACCUUGACCUUGCAACAUUAAUUCUGGCACCCUUUCCCAAGUCACAAUUAACUUUAGAUAAAUCCGAAAACUUUCAAUUCGGUAAGAUUUCCUCGCCACGAUUUUGUCAUGAGUCAUCAGGGUUUUCUACAAAUGUAAAGAGGCAAGUGUCUUGCCAGAAACUUGUGGUGGUGGACUUUGUUUAGAAACCGUAAAAAGAAUAGCCAUCAUCACUAGAUUAUUUUAUUCAACAACAACAAUAUAUAUAUAUAUAUAUAUAUAUAUAUAUAUAUAUAUAUAUAUAUAUAUAUAUAUAUAUAUAUAUAUAUAUAUAUAUAUAUAUAUUAGCACACUUAUAGCCUUGCAGCAAACCCAUUUCCUCUUCAUUGUAGCCUGACACAGUUGCCAAGUAGCACUUUUGGCGCUAGACUUGGCUUUUUUUCUUAACUUGCGCCUAGAUGAUUAUUAUGUUCGGCGCAUUAGUGCUUUUUUUUGCGUUUUUUUAUUGUAUUAGACACCAAAUUAACUCUUGGUGUCAUUUCAAAAUAUAAUUAUGUUCAAGUAUCAAUCAGCAGUAUGUAUACAUGUAAUUAAGGAAGUUUAAUCGAAACCUUUUAAAAUAUAGCACGGAAAGUAAGACUGGACAUAAUUUUUUGUUCGAACAGGUUAUAAAUACAGGUAGCCUACUACUCUGCAUUCCUCCUCUUAGUCCCUUGCCCAUCCGCUUCCUGUUCACAAAAAGUCCAGCAGCAGCUAUAAGUACUCUGACCUAUAGUCUCGUUUCGGUGGUAAGAGAACUACCAGGAAGGACAGUUACAUUCAUUGUUGUGUAUAUCUGGAUAAUUAUAUAUAACGAAUGCAACUAGAUUAAUCAUGAUCGAGUAAGAACUGCUCAACGUUUUAGAGCAGAGUGGUUGAAAGACCCCUGCAGAUAUGGGCGAGGGAGAAGGAGACAUUUCUUGCAAUUACCGCCAUUGUACGUACAUUGUCUGCUAAACUCGGUGACAACGAAAGACACAGGGAAACUUUUAACCACAAGAAAUCUGAUCGAAGAGCCAUUCAGAACUGAGAAACAAACGAGAAUAUCGUGUGAAAGUGAAUGAUGACAUACGGGAGACUCAAGGAAAUAUAAUCGCCAUUCAUUGUUGGUGAUCAGCUCAAUAAGUAUAUGAUGCACUAAUUUAAAGCUGAAAAGAUCGAAGUGUAAUGCAGUUAAUUGUGUUUUUUAGUGGCUUGAAAAAUGAUAAAGGUAAUAAGUUGAGCCUCUCGAUGAAUAAUGACGUUAUGGUUACGAUAUUGUAAGAUUGACUGAUUGAUGGUUGAUGGUUGUAAAGGUACUACACAACAAAGGAGAAGGGAGGAACAUAUGCCAUCCCAACCUCCAGCAGGCAAUAGUAGGCUAUAUAGCGUGAUUUAUAUCUAUCCGGUUCUCUACAGACUGCCCAUACUUUAGCAUGUGUUUGGUAAUGCUGUGAGCACGCCAGUUCAUCUUAUGUUGCACAGACAGGCAAAGUGACGCGGCCUGACGGUCCAAACCUGUUAUGUAACUGAGGAGCACUCUACCCCUUCCCCUCCUUCCUCCCUCCACCCCUCCCUCUCCGCUCUGGUGUUCUCUACGCUCUCCUUUCCCACUCUCUCCGCCCUCUAUCGGUUCUUCCCUCCCCAAUACCCCUACACUCAUUCAGGUUCUUACUCGUUCCCCACAUCCCAACCUUAUCCACUUUCGACUACAUAGCAACUCGCUUUCUCUUCCCUCCCUCCCUUCCCACUCGUAGUACUACACGUAGCGUACCUCGUCUGCACCCAAGGCCCGCACCCUACCUCUCCUUCCCCCCCCCGUCCCGUCCCAACGCCAACUGCGAGUGCGACUCAGUGCUGGGUUGCUAGCGUGCUGGCGGGGCGGGAGUUUGUUGCUGACUCUCUUGAUGUGGGUUUCCUUGCAGCACGGAACCCUCCCUUCCCUACAACGCAG
Messenger RNA from Eriocheir sinensis (Chinese mitten crab), 3660 nucleotides. RefSeq names its product bifunctional peptidase and arginyl-hydroxylase JMJD5-like. Gene Ontology annotation, cellular component: SCF ubiquitin ligase complex; nucleus. The record is from RefSeq and is a predicted model, not a curated record. The transcript has 5 exons. Gene Ontology annotation, biological process: SCF-dependent proteasomal ubiquitin-dependent protein catabolic process. Gene Ontology annotation, molecular function: histone H3K36 demethylase activity; protein binding. NCBI's taxonomy places the organism in Eukaryota, Metazoa, Arthropoda, Malacostraca, Decapoda, Varunidae. The coding region runs from base 108 to 1646 and encodes 512 amino acids.